GCAAAUCCCGUCGUGCCCUGCGCGCCGCCCGCCCGGACUGCGGCACCGGGGCUGCGGUGGGCGCCGCUUAACCGCCGCCAGCUCCCCCGGCUCCGUCCGGCCUCCCGGCACCGGCUGCCGCGGGGGACGUCGCGAUGGGCAGCGAGGAGGAGAUCGUGCGUAUCGCCCGGCGCCUGGACAAGAUGGUGGCCAAGAAGAGCGCGGAAGGUGCAAUGGAUUUACUGAAAGAGCUGAAAAGUAUGCCUAUGACUCUGGACUUGCUGCAGUCCACCCGCAUCGGGAUGUCUGUGAACGCCCUGAGGAAGCAGAGCACAGAUGAAGAGGUGAUAGCUCUGGCCAAAUCCCUCAUCAAAUCUUGGAAGAAGCUUCUAGAUGCUUCUGAGGAAAAGAGUGAGGAGAGAAAGAGAAGCCUGUCCUUGCCAACAUCUUCCUCAAAGGAGACCAGUAACUCCAGAGACCAAAGCUCCAACAAGAGGCAGGAGCCCCCAAAGACUCCAACCACCCCCAAGAUCACCACCUUCCCUCCUGCCCCUGUCACCUGCGAUGCUGUGCGCAACAAAUGCAGAGAGAUGCUGACAGCAGCUCUGCAGGCUGAUGAUGACUACGUGGCCAUCGGUGCCGACUGUGAGCACAUAGCAGCCCAGAUUGAGGAAUGCAUCUACCAGGACGUGAAGAACACCGACAUGAAGUACAAGAACCGCGUGAGGAGUCGCAUCUCCAACCUGAAGGACUCCAAGAACCCUGAGCUGAAGAAGAAUGUCCUGUGUGGGGCCAUCACCCCUGAGCAGAUUGCAGUGAUGACCUCAGAGGAAAUGGCCAGCAAUGAGCUGAAAGAGAUCAGGAAAGCCAUGACCAAGGAAGCCAUCAGAGAGCAUCAGAUGGCCAAGACAGGAGGGACUCAGACUGACCUCUUCACUUGUGGGAAAUGCAAGAAGAAGAACUGCACCUACACUCAGGUGCAGACCCGCAGCUCGGACGAGCCCAUGACCACCUUCGUCGUGUGCAACGAGUGUGGCAACCGCUGGAAGUUCUGCUGAUGUGUGCCAUGGCCUGAGAGCAGCCACCAAGGGCAGAGCAGAACAUCACCUCCAGCUGCCAGCUCCUACUGCAGUUGUCUUUUGUGUCCCAAGUGAGUUUUGCCAUUGUCACACGUGCUGAGCCGAGGGGCUGUGGGGAGGCCUCGAGGGGAGAAGCCCCAGCUGAGGGCAGUUGGCAGGAGAGCUCACGGAGCACAGUCCUCUUCUCAUCCACACCACUAUGGUCACUUCUUUUCUUCCAGACUAAUAUUAAACAUUUUUCUCAGU
Dryobates pubescens (Downy woodpecker) is the source of this 1304-nucleotide messenger RNA. It is a transcript of the gene TCEA2, whose product is annotated as transcription elongation factor A2. Gene Ontology annotation, molecular function: zinc ion binding; nucleic acid binding. Gene Ontology annotation, cellular component: nucleus. Gene Ontology annotation, biological process: DNA-templated transcription; transcription elongation by RNA polymerase II. The transcript is spliced from 10 exons. The coding region runs from base 135 to 1037 and encodes 300 amino acids. NCBI's taxonomy places the organism in Eukaryota, Metazoa, Chordata, Aves, Piciformes, Picidae. The record is from RefSeq and is a predicted model, not a curated record.